UUUCAAGAUUGUCGCGACGACCUCUUUGCAAAACUCACCCUCCGACAAUACUAACCCCAACGGCAGCACUCCAGAUCUCUACAGAGGCACCCGACCUUCGCCCAGAGAUUUGAUACCCCCUCACCCUUUUCCUUCUUUUCAGAUUUCAAGGAACAGGAACGAUGUCGUCUUUCGAGUCGGUGGUCGUCAUUGACGGCAAGGGCCAUCUCCUUGGUCGUCUUGCCUCCAUCGUGGCCAAGCAGCUUCUCAACGGCCAGAAGAUCGUCGUUGUCCGCACCGAGGCCCUCAACAUCUCUGGCGAGUUCUUCCGCGCCAAGCUCAAGUACCACGCCUACCUGCGCAAGAUGACCCGUUACAACCCGACUCGCGGUGGUCCCUUCCACUUCCGCGCCCCGUCGAGAAUCUUCUACAAGACCGUCCGUGGCAUGAUCCCCCACAAGACCGCUCGUGGUGCCGCCGCCCUUGAGCGCCUCAAGGUCUUCGAGGGUGUUCCCCCUCCCUACGACAAGCAGAAGAAGAUGGUCGUUCCCCAGGCCCUCCGUGUCCUGAGACUGCAGCCCGGCCGCAAGUACUGCACCGUUGGCCGUCUCUCCCACGAGGUCGGCUGGAAGUACCAGGACGUCGUUGCCAGACUCGAGGAGCGCCGCAAGGCGAAGGGUGCCGCCUACUACGAGCGCAAGAAGGUCGCUCAGCGCCAGCUCACCGACGCGAAGAAGAACGCCAAGGUCGACCAGAAGACGGCGCAGGCCCUCGAGGCCUUCGGCUACUAAACGUGGCCGACAAGUCCCCUUCGAUUGUAACUUGGGUUGCUGCAGGUGGACGGAGGAGGAGGAGGAACGAGGAGGGCUUUAUUCCCCGUUGGCCGCCACGCCGCCCCCACCACCAUCCCCCGCGGUAGUCUGAAGUUUUUUACAAAAGACCCGGAGGGUGAUUUCUCGCGCAUUUCUGUCCUCUUCCUCGCGUUUCCUCAUUAGAUUGGCGUGGGCGGUUCAUAAGGGAAAUUUCUUCAUUUGCUGAUGGCACACAAUGGGCUGGUCAUUGGAAGGGGAAAACAAAAGAUGAUUUCGGGGGGGAACCGGAGAGGAGGACAGUGUUGGUUUUCUUCCGAGU
This is a messenger RNA of Colletotrichum destructivum, 1110 nucleotides long. RefSeq names its product Putative large ribosomal subunit protein uL13. Gene Ontology annotation, biological process: translation; negative regulation of translation. The record is from RefSeq and is a predicted model, not a curated record. NCBI's taxonomy places the organism in Eukaryota, Fungi, Ascomycota, Sordariomycetes, Glomerellales, Glomerellaceae. The transcript is spliced from 5 exons. Gene Ontology annotation, cellular component: cytosolic large ribosomal subunit; ribosome. Gene Ontology annotation, molecular function: mRNA binding; structural constituent of ribosome. The coding region runs from base 162 to 770 and encodes 202 amino acids.